CCCAAUCUCCGCCCCCCGCCCUACUGACUCCAGUUCCCCGGAGCCCCGCAGACCCUGCGCUGCCCGUUCCCAGCUAAGGCUCCGAGGUUCCCGGCCCGGUCCGCCCAGCUGCCCCUCCCCGGGGCAAUGGGGGCGUCCCCGGGCUACCGGCCCUCGGCCUGGGUGCAUCUCCUUCAUCAGCUGCCCCGAGCCGACUUCCAGCUCCGCCCCGUGCCCAGUGGUUUCGCGCCCAGGGAGCAAGAAUACCAGCAGGCCCUGUUGCUGGUGGCAGCCUUGGCGGGCCUAGGCCUGGGCCUGAGCCUCAUCUUCAUCGCUGUCUACCUCAUCCGUUUCUGCUGCUGCCGGUCCCCAGAGCCCCCUGGGGCCAAGAGCCCCCCUUCUGGGGGAGGCUGUGCCACCUGGAGCUGCAUCGCUGCCCUUCUCGUGGGCUGCGCAGGCAUUGGCAUUGGUUUCUAUGGCAACAGCGAGACCAGUGAUGGGGUGUCCCAGCUCAGCUCUGCGCUGCUGCAUGCCAACCACACACUCAGCACCAUUGAUCACCUGGUGUGGGAGACAGUGGAGAGACUGGGUGAGGCAGUGAGGACAGAGAUGACCACCUUGGAGGAAGUGCUGGCACAACGCAUGGAGCUGGUGGCUGCUGCCCGGGGUGCUCGGCGGCAGGCUGAGGCUGUGGCCCAGCAGUUGCAGGGGCUAGCCUUCUGGCAUGGUGUGCCUGUGAGUCCCCUGCAGGUGGCUGAAGAUGUGUCCUUUGUGGAGGAGUACAGGUGGCUGGCCUAUGUCCUCCUUCUGCUCUUGGUGCUCCUGGUCUGCCUCUUCACCCUGCUGGGCCUGGCGAAGCAGAGCAAGUGGCUGGUGGUCGUGAUGACUGCCAUGAGUCUCCUGGUGCUUGUCCUGAGCUGGGGCUCCAUGGGCCUCGAGGCAGCCACAGCUGUGGGCCUCAGUGACUUCUGCUCUAAUCCAGACACCUACAUCCUAAAUGUGACUCAAGAGGAGACAGGUCUUGGCUCAGACAUCCUGAGCUAUUAUUUCCUGUGCAACCAGGAGGUCUCCAACCCCUUCCAACAGAGACUGACUCUGUCCCAGCGAGCUCUGGCCAACAUCCAUUCCCAGCUUCAGGGCCUGGAGCGAGAAGCUAUCCCCCAGUUCCCGGCAGCACAGAAGCCUCUGUUGUCCUUGGAGGAGACACUGAAUAUGACAGAGGGAAACUUCCACCAGCUGGUGGCACUGCUGCACUGCCGCAGCCUGCACAAGGACUAUGGUACAGCACUGCGUGGUCUGUGUGAAGACGCCCUGGAGGGCCUGCUCUUCCUGAUGCUCUUCUCCCUCCUAGCUGCUGGGGCCCUGGCCACCACCCUCUGCAGCCUGCCCCGUGCCUGGGUCCUCUUCCCGCCCAGUGACGACUAUGAGGACACAGAUGAUGAUGACCCUUUCAACCCUCAGGAAUCCAAACGUUUUGUACAGUGGCAGUCGUCCAUCUGAUGCCCUCUUCCCUACCAGCCUUGAGCCCAACAACCUUCCUCGUUCCUUUCCUAGCUGCUGGAGAAGGCCCCACUAACUUGCUCCACCUGGGCUCUGACCACUAACUGCUGGCUAUGGACGCCCUCACAAGACUGCCUCCAGCCCUGGCCCCAGUGCCCCCAAUCUGUCCUUAGCACUGGGGGUAGCUGAGGGAGCAGAGCAGGGACCAGGGAUGGCAGGAGAUGGGGCAGACAAGACCACCCCACAUCCCUCAUCCCUGGCUGCUAGUACCAUACUUGGAGAGACUGAGCUGGGGAUGGGACAUGAGUCUCUCCCUGCUCCUGCCAUAUCGCAGUGGGCUCCGGCCCCCUGAUCUCAACUUGUGGCACUAACUUGGAAAUGGGUUGAUUUGAAAUAAAAGGGAAGACUUUAUUUUACAAGCA
Castor canadensis (American beaver) is the source of this 1901-nucleotide messenger RNA. RefSeq names its product tweety family member 1 (gene Ttyh1). The record is from RefSeq and is a predicted model, not a curated record. Gene Ontology annotation, cellular component: plasma membrane; smooth endoplasmic reticulum membrane. Gene Ontology annotation, molecular function: intracellularly calcium-gated chloride channel activity; volume-sensitive chloride channel activity. NCBI's taxonomy places the organism in Eukaryota, Metazoa, Chordata, Mammalia, Rodentia, Castoridae.